Molecule: messenger RNA, 876 nt
Organism: Adineta steineri
Lineage: Eukaryota; Metazoa; Rotifera; Eurotatoria; Adinetida; Adinetidae
Source: the annotation of a GenBank genome assembly
AUGGAGCAGUACAAAAUUGAUGAAUUUGAGAAAACUUACACUUCACAAGAUGCACUGCAUUGGUAUACUAAAGACUCAUUCGCGUAUCGCCUUUUGAACAAGGCGCUGAGAACACGAAAUACUGAAGUCAUUCAUGCCUUUCGUUUUUUCAUGGUUGAUCUUCAUCAACAAAUUCGUGAAUUGCAUUGGAAACAGAUGCAAGGAAAAGAUGCAAGAGUAACAACGCUUUAUCGAGGGCAGUUGUUACCAAAAGACGAGUUAGAAGAGCUCAAGAAUCAAAUUGGUAAAAGAAUUACCAUGAAUGGCUUUUUAUCAGCAUCUUCAUCAUCCUCGAUAGCUUUGCUCUACUGUGGCGAAGGUAAACAACGUCCAUUUUAUGAAUCAGUCUUCUUACAAAUUGAUCUUCCCUCUUAUGGAUUGGAUCCGGCGAUGCCAUAUUGCAGUAUAGCACACCUCAGUGAUUUUGAAGUGGAGCAUGAAUAUUUAUUCAAAUUCGGAACUAUCUUUGAAGUUAUAUCGAUAAAUGAGCUCACUGAAGAGAUCUGUCAAAGUAGUAUUCCAAUUGGAUGGUUUGUAGAUAAAAAAUCAAUGAAUAAUGUAGAGAUAAAUACAUUUUCUGAUGCUUUAACAGCAGCGAUGAAUUUAACUGAUUCAUUUUCAUGGCCAAUAGAUCAAUAUACUUUUCAAUCAUUUCAUAAAAAUGUUAAUGAUGUUAAUAUUUAUUCACGUGCUCAUCGAAUUUAUAAUCGAUUAGAAUCCGGUGCAAUUGGUACAGUAUCAAAUAUCGAUAAUUCUAAAACUCGUUUACUUGAAUUAUUUAUGAAACGUGAUGAAGCAUUUGAACGUUAUCAAGCAAUGAUGGUUGCACAAGCAUGA